CUUUCCAGCUAAGAUGUCGCGGCGAGAUGGAGCAAUUUACGUGGGUCGGCUAUCAAAAAGUACUCGCACCAGAGAUUUAGAGGAAAUAUUUGAGCCUUAUGGAAGGCUCUUAAGAUGCGAUAUCAAAUAUGGUUAGUACAUUGAAAUAACCCUUAAAACUUACUUCAGCAUUGCAUUAUGUUAAGUUAGAAAAUUUAAUUGUACAAAAUCAAAAUGGCUGCCACCCAACGCCAUUCUUUAAAAAAAAUUAAUUAAUUGUUGCCUAUUUAACUUUUUCAGUAUUUGUUGUGGUGGAAGCUCUGCUAUCAAAUGCGAUCGAAUCUGCCACUAAAUAAGGAUUCAUGACUUGAUCUUUUAUUAGAAAAUAAAACCCAUUUAAAAUUUAGAUGGAUGUAAGUGUAAAUGCAACAUGUGAUAAUUUCCCAUAAAUCAGACCCAACCAGGCCAUUCUUCCUAACUUACCCUUUCCACUCACUAGGCCUACAUCUCCCCAGCCAGUUGCAAUUUUUUACCAAAUACUCAUCCCCUGCAACUAAGGUAGGCACCUUGGCCUUGGAGACAAUCAGGGGAAAUCGGAUAUUGCGAUAUUUAGUACUUGGGCAAAAUUUUCUGGUAAAUUUGGAGUUAUGGGUUUUGCCAAGAGUUUUCUCACCCUAAGAGCAGUGAUGUCACAUUGGGCAAUCCCAACACUGGACCUAUUGUGAAUAGUUCUAUUCUUUGAAGGACACGAACGAUGUGUGUUAUAACAUUCCUUUACUUUAUUGAGCAUUACUCGCGUCAUAAACAAUACGGUUAAUAUGAAGUGUAUUGAAAUUAAAUUUUCCAUUUUUUUAAAUUAAAAUUCAACAUACACGUUUCAAAAGAAAGGAAAAAAAGCUGUGUCUGCACAUCCGCAUAUCUCCCGCACUCACAUGACCGCUGGUAGAAUACUUAAAUCACUUUAUCGAGAUAUUUGUCCAGCGACCAAAUCACAUGACCGCCAUAACAAAGUGGAUCGAGAAAUUCAUCUGUCAGCCUUGUCACAUGACUGAGAAGGAUUUAAAGCUAUUGUUAAUUAAUUUUAAUGUACUGAGUGUCUUGCAAACAAAUAAUAGAAAAAAAUACUUGGGUAUAUAACCAAAACAAAGUGGGGGUUAAGCAAUAAUGCACUCUAGAAGGAAGCAAAGCUGAGAAGGAGAGAGAAUUACGCUAAUAAAAAAAUACGAAUGCUAAAAAAAUAAAAAGUGAGGGUGAUAAAUAAUUACGUUUAAGGCGGGGAGGCCGAUAGUUAACAAAGAGAUACACCCUACAUAUUAAUAUAGGGCAGCUAUAGAAGUAGCCUAAUUCUCAUGCAAUAAUAAAUACUAAUCCUGAAAUACAACUUUAUUGACAUAGUCUGGGUCUAUUGAAGUCUACUGGUCUUAUUUUAUUUGGUUCAUAUUUUAAAUUUAGGCUUCAAGCUAGAGCUUACAAGAUUUUUAAGCAAAAUAAGGGACUUUUUUUUUUGAAGAGUCGGAAUCAAAUAGACUAGUAAUAGUACUACUAGUUAGUAUAUAGGCCGACUAGUUUAAUAUUCAAAUAUUCAGCUGACUAAUAUAUGUACACAGAAUUGGAAUAUCCAAUGCAAUGCAACUAUUUUGCAGGCGACCACUUGCUUCAUGACAUGUGUACCGCCAAAAUAUCUUCCACUAGUCGUCCGACGGGGCGGUCAUGUACCCGAAGAAGAAUUUCUCCCACUUGUCGUCCGGCGGUCUCAUGACAUGCCCGCCGGACGUAUAUCUCCACCACUAUUUGUCCGGCACGCCAGCCGUGUUGACACUUUGAAAAAAGAAACACAUCCUUGCUGAUACCCCAAGACCCAACACCGGUGAAAAAUAAAGACGCCCGCCAAAAUUGCUGUAUUUUGAUUAGUUGAAAAGUCUGUUGAGACUUGCGUAACUAAAGGAAGACUACCGCUUAAAUUGCAUUUUGAAUAAUCUUCUAGGAAUUUGGGAGGGGUGACCCCCUCCUCUUUAAAUACCAAAAUAAGAAACAGAAAUUCUGGGGGGGGGGGGUGUGUUACCCCUCCCCAAUUUAACAAAAAAUAUAAAAUUAAGAAAACAAUAACUUGCAUUAUGUAAAUACAAAAAUCUAAAUCUUUUUAGUAUGGCGCUGUACACGGAAAUGGACCUGGGGGAACCUUAACUAAAGGAAGACUACCGCUUAAAUUGCAUUUUGAAUAAUCUUCUAGGAAUUUGGGAGGGGUGACCCCCUCCUCUUUAAAUACCAAAAUAAGAAACAGAAAUUCUGGGGGGGGGGGUGUGUUACCCCUCCCCAAUUUAACAAAAAAUAUAAAAUUAAGAAAACAAUAACUUGCAUUAUGUAAAUACAAACAUCUAAAUCUUUUUAGUAUGGCGCUGUACACGGAAAUGGACCUGGGGGAACCUCCGUGACCUAUAUACCCUGGAACACAUUGUCGACUCAAAACCAGCCAAAGUUUCUAAAUGAAGUUACAGUUUUAAGAGUUAGUUGGUUAGAUAAGGCCUGAAAAAUUUAAUUCAUUGAUACCAAAUAUAUAUGGUUGUAUGUGAAUUCUAAGUUAAAUAAUUUUUUCAUGAAUUAUUUUGGGAUAACUGUCAGGUUGUUUUUUUUUUAUAUUCAAAGCCACGAAAAUACGCCAUUAACGACAUGGGUUUGCCAACAGUUGUCUCUAAGGCUAAGCGCUGUGACGCCACUUUGGGGAAUCCCAAUACUGGACCUAAACAAUGACCUGAUAAUAACUUUCCUGUUCAUCACUGAGCAUUAUUUGCAUGAGAAACUGAAACUGACAAUCAAUAGUUAUGAAAUGUAUUAAAAUAACAUUGUCCCUUACGUUUUUAUUAAAAUUCAACUUACAAGGUUCAAAAGAAAUGAAAAGAAACUUAUCUUUGCUAAUACCCCAAGAUGAACUCCGAAAAAGCUGUGCGUAUAGCUAGAAGUGCUAUUUUUGCAUUGGUUGAAAAUUAAGUGCCAGCUAGUCAUUUCUAUAAUGUCUCAAUUUAACAGGACGUUACAACAUGAUUUUUGGGAUGGGAGACUAGCAAAUAAAAAGAGCUAAAUUUCGAAAUCUUUUUAAAAACUGUGGCUGGUAGUUAAUUGGCCAUAGUCAUCCAGAUUCGUUAAAAUAUAUCUUAUAUGAUUGAUAUUAUUAGUAGUAGUCCUUAUAUAGCUCGUUUCCCCAGCCUAGGGCUCACCCCGCUGUACAUAAAAAUAUUAGCAAACAUGAUCAUAAUAUCUAAGACAAAUUAUAAGUUUAACUCACUUCUAAACAUUUUCAGUUACUAAUACAUUAUUUAGGUAUUCUAAAUGAAUAUUUCAUAAUGAAAUUUAAUAAAAUUCAUCUAAUUCUCUAAAGGCUUGCACUAAACAGAAGCACCAAUAUUUACUCUUUCUAUCCGGCAUUUCCAAGUUCUGAUGGAAUUAUCUUUUUUGCAAGUUUGAUACGCAAUGAUAUCUCUAAGCCAUCAUAACUUUUUGGUUUUUUUGUUGGUAUGGAAUUAAAGGAAAUGUAUGCUCUUGACAAACUACAGACUUGGGUUUAAAUUUUAAUUUAUAAUAUGAUUAUGAUUUAUGGAAAAUAAAAAAUUUAAAUAACUCAACUAACUGUUCACAAAACACUCAUUCCAAGUCACACAAAAAGAUAUAUAUAAUCCAAAGUAUUUGGACGCAUCAGGAGGAACCCCCAGAGGGCGCAUUUAGUCCCAACCGUCAGGAAUGAGUUAAUACAAAUAAAAUAUUCUUUUCACAGGUUGAUGGUGUACUUUAUAGAAACUUGUCAUUAAACCAGUGUGGCAAGAUGUCUCUAGACCCAUAACAUGCAAAAUAGGGGCAACAAACUUCAAAUAACAUAUCUUUUAGGUUAUCUACUAUGUCAUACAAUUUUCAAUAUCAGUACUGAAUUGCAGCUUUCUAAACCAAUUUUUAAUACAAACUUAUGUUUAAAAUACUAAAUUUUGGGUUUGAAAGUACCCUUUUUCAGAUAUUUCUUAGGCAUUAUUUUUAUUUUUAACCUUUUCUUAGGCAUUAUUUUUAUUUUUAACCUGAGUCUAUUUCCAAUUAAAAACAUGAUGUGAAAAGUUUAUUUUGAUAUCUUGCGUGGUUAAUUUUCAGCAAUUUUUAAAAUACUAUAAAAUUUUAAUUCUGUGUGAACAUGCUUAUUGUGAGAUAAUUUUUUUAAUUUAUCCUCUGCAGGUUAAUUUCACAAUAAUAAACUAAGUUUCCUUUAAAAUUAUCAGAAAAUAAUUUUCCAACUGGUGAUUUAGUUACCGUAAUUGUUUAAGAAUUUUUAAAAAUGAAAUAAAAUUUUCAUUUUGUCUCCCUUCUCAAAUUUACUCGAAUUGUGCUUCUGCUCAUUUCCGUAUGAAUACAUUUUUUAUUUACAUAUUUGUGAAAACCCUGAAACGAAUUGAGUUUUUUUAUAUGUGUAACUGACUAUGUGUGCAAGAGAUUUUAAAGUUCUAACUUAAUUAUUUAAGAAGACAGUGGGUGUCAAUACUACACUUAUGAUUCAUCUAAAACUUAUUCGCUAUUCCUAAAUUUAAAAAAAAACAACGCUCCCAUCGUUGAUUUUAAUUAAGGAUUUCGUGCGGAUCGACGAUGAAUAGAAACCUGUUUAUGUCAGUUCUUUUCUUUGCUAUUGGAUUUUAAUUACCUUAAUGAAAUCUAGAAUGAUUUCCCUUUGAUAAACAUCCAGCUUCUCUUUAUUUCAACGAGUUUUUACAUAGAACAAAGUGUUUUAAGCGGUUAUUUUGAUUUUCCAUUUUAGUUUUGUGUACAAACAUGAAAUCUUGACCUGACCCAUCUGGUAAUAGAUCUAAUAAAGGUUAAAAAUAUUACUCUUACGAUUCAGACAGAGUUUAUGAUUUCGGAUGCAGAUGCAUCAUAAUUAUAAUCCUAGUACUAGUGACAAAAUGAUUAAAUUGAUAAUUCAUUAGAUGAUGAACAACAAGCCCUGCCCCCCGCCUAAGUGCCUUGUAAAAGAGCUACCUGAUCAUAAAUGCUAAGUUAACUAUUACAAUUAAAAGAUUAUAAAUACAAUUUAACUCAUUCCCUCCGGCAGUGCUUCUUCCGGACUUAAUUUAUUUUCCUGAGAAAAGGGAAGCAACUCAGUUUUGAAAUUGAUAUUUUAAAAAUGUAUAUCAAUGUAAAUAUUCAUUUUUUGUUGCAUUUGUUCUUAAUUUAUUAACAUUAAAUAACAUUUAGCAACUUAAAAGACUAUUUUUAAAAUGUAAUUUUUUAGUUGCUAAAUGUUAUUUAAUGUUAAUAAAUUAAGAACUCAUGCAACAAAAAAUGAAUAAGGUUUCAUAUAACAUUAGCGGGGAAAAAAUAACGAACAAUGGCCAAAAAAUCUAUAUUCGUCUCUUCGGACGAACACAUGCUACAUAUAAACGCGCCGUGCUAAAGCACACAUAGUUUUAAAGUGAAACAAGAUAAAAACUUCCGGUUUCUAAAUUAAAAUCACGCAGAAAUCACGCCAUAGCCGGAAGUCUCGAGACGCGAGAUUUCAUUGCUAUUUUUAAGGUUUUCAAUGGGCAUUUAACUCUGGUGAUUUGUCGCUAGCAGAAAGAUUUAUCCAAAUACCUACUUAACAGUUGAAGUGUACACUGUAAUAGGCACCAGUGUUUAUACAAAUAGGUCAUAGCUACAUUUUUUUUAAUGUGGGAAGUCUUUUUGAAAUUUUACAAUAAGAUAUUUGAACCACAUGUCAAAGCGUAUUAUGCAUACUUUGAAAAGAUGUCAUACAUAUUUUAUUUCUAUUUUCAGGAACAGAAAUGGGUGAGUGUACGUACAACCAAAAUGGCUUCUUAUUUUGGAUGCAAGUGCAAAUGAUAUAGCUUUGUUUUAUACCAUCAAGGUCAGAUGUAUUUGUCCUCAAUUUGUUGAUUGUACAUGAGUGUUUAGUAGCUUAAGUGUACACAAAUAUUAAUGGGCAAUGUAAAACUUGUUCAAAUCCUUCAAAAGUGUACCAUCUUGCACAAACAUCAAUGUAAUCAGGACUGUAAAGGAUUUUGCUGGAAAAAAAUAACAUGGUGGUGUUAUUUAAUUUCACUUCUGAUUACACUGAAAAAUGUGAACGUCCAACAUGUACCAGAUUAAUUACCCUUUUAAAAAACUAUUUCCCAAAAUUGUUUUUGCUGAUUAACUCUCUUCAGUCUGUUUUUUUUUUUUUUUUUUCAAUUUUGUUAAAAAAUAUUAAGGUGAUUUUUAAAAAUAAAUGAUCUCAUCUGAAAUAGCUCCUCAAACUCUAAAAAUCGUACAAUAUUAUCACAAAAUCGUUCGAUACACUAUCUUAAUAGUAAAAAAAAUAGACAUGUAUACACCUCAACAUCGUACAUUGUACGCCAAAAUCUUAAGAGUAAACAGGUCUGGUUAUAUAUAUUAACUUGUUCAUCUUUGACUCAGCUAUCAUAUAUUUUUUUUAAAAAAAAUUCUAAGUUAUAAAAAUAAUUAACAUAGUUGAGAAUAAUUUUUUUUUUUUUUUUCAUUUUAAGCAAAAUUUUCACAAAGUAUGAAGGGAAAAAAACUUUUUAUAAAAAAUUGAAAAUUUAUUUAAAUAAAAUUAUAUAUUUUUUUUAAAAAAAAUUCUAAGUUAUAAAAAUAAUUAACAUAGUUGAAAAUAAUUUUUUUUUUUUUUCAUUUUAAGCAAAAUUUUCACAAAGUAUGAAGGGAAAAAAACUUGUUAUAAAAGAUUGAAAAUUUAUUUAAAUAAAAUGCUUUAUCUAAUAAAAUUCAUAGUCAAACAUUUUUAGGACAAAAAAAAAAAAUUGUCAAUAUUUUAGCCAAACCCAUAUGUCAUUUUCUUCUUCUAAAAAAUGCACUAAUUUUUUUAUUUUUUUUAAAAUUACAAUUGUUUUGUAUGUAAUAUAUUUUUAAAAAAUGGGCGUCAUAACUUAUUGAUUUGUAUAUUAAAUAUAUUUCUUGAUAAUUAUUGAGUAAAAGAUAUCAAAGUAAAAUUUUAUGAUAAUAUAAAUAACUCAAGAGUCAAUGUUGUUUUCUUUUUAAUGUUAUCGUACCGGUAUUCCCUCAGGUUAAAGUUAAAAGCAAUUAAAAUGAUUCAGUACAAUGCUGCUAAUUUUGAUAUAAAUGCCCAAUGUGAUCCAUUCCUCACUAAUCUUGUCUAUCUUUUCCUCAUGUACCGGUAUUUUUUUAUAUAUAUCUUUGUUAUAAUCCUCGCAUAACACAGGCCAACAAACUACAGUAUCGCUAAAUUAUAUUUAUGGAUGCUGAACGACUAUUCUUUCUUAAAACUAGUAUGUAUUUUUAUUAUAAUAAUUAUAAAAGAUGAAUUAGAGCUUGUCCUGGUCUUGAUUUCCAUGACGAGUAGGUAACAUUCUUCACCACAGAACAUUCGCUUAAUAACCUGUGGAAAAAAAAAAGUUUUAUUCAUAAAUAAAAUUAACACUAAUGGUAUCAGUAAUGAUAUACUAUCAGUAAGGGGAAAAUACCAUUAAUCCUAUUCCAAAUGUCUAAAUUAGUAUAAAAUUAAACCAUUUUGUUUUUUAUUCUCUCUUGAGCCUCUACUAAUAGUAGUGACUAGCGAUAAUGAUAAUUAAAUUUAAACACAUUUCUGCUAUGCAAUAUUAGAAAAUUUAGUAGAUGAUUCAUAGCAGUAAUAUAUUUUAAAGAAAUAUAUUUAGGUAAUAACUCAAUUCCUUAACUUUCCCCCAGCUAGAGUUUCCACUAUUUUUUAGAAAAUAUUUAUCUCACAUAGCCACACUAUUUAUUAAUUAUAAAGUUGUUGAAAAUCUGUAAGAUUCCAAUACAAUCCUAUAUACGUAUAAAUGGAUAAUAUAUAUUAAAAUUACAAAAAUAUCACUUGUUUUAUUAUGAAUUUUAAGGUUGGGAAAUAAUUAAAAUUAAGUUUACUUGUUUACGAUAGAUACCAUUAGUCUGUGCUUUUAAAUGUAAAUAAGGAUAAAUUCCAUGAUCAGAGUCUCCACCUGAGUACAUUUCUGUAGAAAAACAAAUAACUCCUUGAUAAAUUGUAAAGUUAAAACCAUUUGACCAUAAAAAUACUAAUUAGUUUUUUGUGAAUUAUAUUUUUUUUUGUAGAAAUCUGCGAAGCUUUCAAGCAAUGCUCAGGGCUGAAUAAGUUUUCAUAAAUAAAUAUUUUUUAAUAGUAAUUUCAAAUUGUGUAAUAAUUUUAUAUUAAAAAAAAACACUUUAACCAAUGAAAAAAAAUAUAUAUAUAUAUAUAAAAAUAUUUUUAAAAAAAUAAAAAUUUAGUUAAAAAUAAACCACCCACAUAGCCUAUGGUACUAAGUAUAGCAGACCUGUUCACCCUCAAAAUCUUAAAAGCGUACAAAAUCAUUCUAUACAUUAUCUUAAUAGUAAAAAAAUAAACAUACAGUAUAUAUAAUGCAUGCACCUCAAAAUCGUACGUUGUACGCCAAAAUCGUAAGAGUAAACAGGUCUGGUAUUGUCAGACUGCAGAGAGAUUUAAAAAAAACAAUUUUCACCAAUGUCCCUUGACCUGUGACUAUGAUUAUUCAUAUAUGAUGCUGAAAUUAUUUUUGUCUGCUAUUGGGGUAAUUGUUUUCGGAAGUGAUUUGGUUUUAUUUUCAGAAUACUGCUCUUAAAAUUGCUUGUACAAUUUAAUAUUCAUUUAUCUAAAGACAAUAUUGCAUUAACUGUUUUAUAAAUUUUUAAAGCAGGCACUGCCUAUCCUUACGAUCAGAAUUUGUUCUUUUCAGCAUAUGCCUUUAUAGACUUCGAAGACAGGCGUGAUGCUGAGGUAAGUCAAGGGGCUUAAUAGAUCUAAAAUAUUUAAAGUAGCACUAUUAAGUGUUAAUUUAUAUUUAAGAAUAAACAAAUGUGUACAUUGAAAACGUAUUUGAUUUUACAUUUCAAUUUACUUCUUAUUGUUUAAAAAAAUAUUUAUGUCAAUUUGGUAUUUUUUUAACCCCUUCUGCAUCCAUGUGACGCCUGUACGUCAUGCAUAAGUUUCACUUGGCCAUUUUAAUUUUUGUGACUUGGUGAACUAUUAUUCUAAUUGCUCAAAAUAAAUAUGAGGGGAAUCAAUUUAAAAUUUGUGUGACAUUUUAAAAAAUCUGUAGUGCCGUAGAAAGCCAUGAGUCUAUUUCUGUUUUGAUGAUGCUUUCUAAGCUUAAUUUAAAUUAAUUGUAAAACUGUAUAGAAGGGGUUAAAAAUUGUUUGUAAAUUAAGUUACGCUGUAUGAUCUUUCACAUUUCUAAUAAUGUAAAUUAAAGAAACAUGGGUGAAAGUUGAUUAUCAACUUAAAUUAUUGAUUGCCGAGUUUAUAUUUUUUACUUCCAAAUGUAAUGUUUUUAAGGUGUCAUUCAGAGACUAGAGAGGAAAAAGUAAGCUCUAAUGUUUAUAUACUUUGCACCAAUCUAGUCAUUUAAUUGCAUUCAACUUUCACCCAUGUUAUUUUUUUUGAGUACAAAAUGACUGAAAUAUGAUGAAUGCCACAUGACUGACAAUACUGUUGUGUGUUUUUCUCAUCCGGUCAAGCAGUCCAGCCAUAAGCCCUCAUAAGCUACGCUCUGUCGAGUUAAGCCUUUCCUAGCCAACACUACCGUUCAAGGCAGCAUCCUUUCCUUCCCAUACCAGUGUGGGGGGGAGCCGAGUUGAGAGUGGUCAAUGUCCUAGCCACGGCCACCUUGCCUAGCCUAGCCUCGUCUGCCUCUGUCAGAGUCUGUACCAGUCAGUCACUUCAAGGGCCUCCUUGGUCAACUCACAUUCUGCACACUUGAAAGUCAACUGAACAUUUUUUUUUUAAUAAAAGAAAUAUUUCAUGUAGGAAGAAAAUAACAUUUGGACAAACGAAACGUUAAACGAGACAUUUUAAAUGUAAAUAUAUAAUGUAACUCAAAUCUGAUUAGAAUUAGUUUCACAUUUUCCUGAAAAUGUCCAAUUAUUUUAACUGCAAAAUAAAUUUGUAGCAUCCAGUUUUAUAAACUACUUAUAAAGUUUAAAAGAUUAACAAAUUUAAAAAAAAAGACAUUUAAUUUUUCAUUUGAAGAAAGUUUGCUUUUGUCUCAUAAAUUCAGUCUGCAAUAAUUUAUAUAGGACUUGUGCUAUAGAGAAUGAACCAGUUUGCUGCUAGUCAUCACGGCGCUGUCGGCUGUUUCCUUUAAUGCCGUCAACACUCUUUGCCCAUGGAAGGUUUUGAAAUCAGUACUACACCAUACUUGGCAACUAAGGUUUUCCCCCUUGCUUUGUGUAGCCAGCCUAAUCUGGAGAGACCUAUGCCUUGCAAGCACAGACCAGCAGCUUGUUGGUCCAUCUGCCAAAACCAUUGCUAGCCUAAGUGAUCCCGACCUACUUUGCUUUGUGUCCUUGGGGGCUGGGCUGUGACCUUGAAACAGAGCAUAAUCCAGCCUGUUCCCACCAGUAUGUUUGUCUUUUUAGUUGUUUUUUUUUUUUUUUAAUUAAAAGAAGUUUUCGGCUUUUUUCUAGUAAUUUACUUUUGUAUUUUGUGUGUUGUGUAAUUUUUUUUUAUUGUUAAAGAUUUGUUUUGACUCAUAUUUUUCUUUCAAAGAUAGUGGUCUUUUCCCCCCUUCGAUUUUUUUUUUUUUUUCUUUUUUUCUAGUAUUUUUCUUUUGUAUUUUGUGUGUUUUGUUAUUUUUUUUUAUUGUUAAUGAUUUGUUUUUACUCUUUUUUUUCUUUCAAAGAUAGUGUUCUUUUCCCCCCUUCGAUUUUUUUUUUUUUUUUCCACACUUCAUUAGUUCCUUGUGAAUUGCUUCAUAGCAAAUUUUCUAGGUAAAAGAAUCUUGAAUGUAUUUGUGAACAGUUACUUUGAUUUUGUGAUUGGUCUUACUACUUUUUUAGAGUUUGCUCAAGUUGUAAGAAUUGUUAUCUCUGUCUACUUCACGUUCAGUAAAAGUAACUGGCCUUUUAAUGUUUUCAUCAUCUAUUUUCCUGUUGGUUUUAGGGUUUCAUUUGGUUAAUCCAUGGCAAUUUCUUUCGUUGAAUGUUACCAUUAUUGUAAUGGUGUAAGUUUUAAUUUUAUGUGAAUCUUUGGUCACAUUCUGAAUGUUAAAGUUUCUUGAUGGGGUACUUGUAUUCUGAUUUUUUAAACUGGCUUUAUUUUAUUUUACAUUUUGUUUUCAAAGCAUCUUCUGCCUUUCUUUAGUCGUAAGACUUGUUUGUCUAUUGUUUUGAAUAUUGUCACAAAAUAUCUGUCCAAUCCCAUCAUCUCAGGACUGUGUUAAAUAUGAACAUGGAAGAGAACUAAACGGCCAAAGCAUCAUUGUAGAGUGGGCCAAGGGUGGUAAAGAUAGAAGAAUGGUAAGUUCUGAGCAUUUCAUAUUUAUUUGUUAAGUUUUUUUUUACCAAGUUUAAUUAAUCUACAAAUAUAUUUCUUUUAUUGAAAUUUGUUUGCAAUGUUGAUUUGUAAUAAUAAAUAUUUUUAUUAUAAUCUUUCAGAAGAGAAAUGAGAACAGCUCUUCUUCCCAGAGCUAUGAUGAAUGCUUUCGUUGUAGAAGAACAGGCCAUUGGGCAAGAGACUGUCCUGAACUGAGAUGGGGACGUCGUGGUGGUGGUGGCGGCGGCGGAGGAGGUGGUGGCGGUGGCGGAGGAGGAGGGGGUCGAUGGAGAUCACCAUCGCCUAGAAGGAGGUACAGGUCAGACAAGCAAUACUAAGGAAUUCAUUCUUUGAGUUGCUGUGUCUUUUUUUUUCAUUAUUUUUAUUUUAAAUGAAGGAAAUUUUAUUUUUAACUGACUUAAAUUGUAAUAAAUUUCUGUACAGUAAACUGCUGCAUUCAAACUGCCCCAAUCUCACUAUUUUCUAUUUAUGAUACAAGUGUUGAUUUUGCAAUCUAGAGGGGGACCCUCUCUGUCAUCAGAAAUGAUGUCAUUUAAAAGGUUGAGCAAAUAUCACUCCCAAUUAAUCACUAACAGUCUGAAUAAAAACAUGUUAACCACAGAUGUAAACUUAUUACUGUAGAGUGAUUUCCCUUUUACUGAAGUACAUAACAUCUAUUUGCAUUUUCAAUAACGAUUUUUAUGGCAGUUAUAGGGUUAAUAUACCAAAUUUUGUUUAAACUGGUACUGUGAUAAUUUGAGAAUACUUUCAGGGUUUUGAGCUAUUAUCUGCUGAGUAACUCAUGGAAGAGUUAAAGGGGUGAAAACUAAUUCACUUUUUGGCACUACUCAUAUUACACCACAUUUGAACUUGUUAAUAAAAUUGACCGCUUUUUAUUUCCCACUUUUAUGAUUGGUAGAAUAGAAAAUCUUGUAAUUCAUUAAUUUUGUUUAAAGAUAAUAGAGUUGGCUAUUGUUUAUAUAGUAUCGGGUGUUCACCCGUAUCAACUUAUUUGAAUUAAUAAAACUUUCAGGUCACGAUCCAGGUCUCGUGACAGGAAGCGCAAAAGUCGCAGCAGGUCUCGUGAUCGUCGUAGGCGCAGCAAGUCUCGUGAUCGCAAAAGAAGCAGAAGUCGUUCCAAUGACAGGAAAAGGAGCAGAUCCCACAGUGGUUCCCGCAAGUCAAGGAGUGUCUCAGGAGAGAGAAAGAAAGACAGUCGCUCAAAGAGUGGAUCACGAGAGAGAAAGAAAAGCGCCUCUCGUAGCAAGUCAAGGUGAGGAUGCCGUGGCGGCCUUAGCUUUUAUUUAGAAUUUUAUGAAUUGGUAAAAAAGAUUCCUUGAAUUUUGCUGUAGUAGUUUUUUUUAAAUUACAUUUUAUUUCCACGUUAAUAGGGUUCUAUUGGGCGUAAAUAGGGUUCUAUUGCGCAAUAAAUUCCUUGUUUUAAUGGUUAUAUUUUUCUUUAUGAUUCACUUUAGGUCUCAUUCAAGGUCUCCACGUCGUUCUAAGUCAGGGUCAAAAUCAAAAAGCAGAUCUAAGAGCCCUCGACAGCCCCUUGAAAACCACACAGAACAACCGUCAAAUGGGGCGGCCAUAAAUGCGAGAGAUGAUGAAGGUGCAGGGGAUGGUGGUGAUGAAGAACGGGCAUCUAGAUCUAGAAGUGGCAGCAAAGAUUAAGGGGUGGAAGUUUCUUGUUUAAAAACGUUUGAUGUCGUGUUGCUGUUUUUUGUUUUUUUUAAUAUAUAACUAUAAAAUUCCACAUAUGUAAAGAUUUUAUUAUGAGGAGCUAAAAUUAGAUUAUUUAUCUUGGCAGUAAGAUUGCUCCUUCUUAAAAUAUCCUUCAGUCAUGAAAAAUAUUGUGAGCUACUUGCAUUUUUUAAGUUUACUGGUAUAUUGUUAAAAUUGUUAAUAGCUUCGCAUUUUCUCGAGUGUUCUCUUGGGCUACUAGUAUUAUAAGGGGGGUCUAUUACUCUCUUAUUUCUAUGUAAAAGAGAGAUCUCAAAGGUAAUGAUAGUAUUUAUAAAAAAAAUUAGCCAUUUCUAGAUUUAAAUCUGUAAUGCCCCUUCAAAUGUCAAUUUAUAUAAUUGUGAAACAUAGACACUUCAAUGUCUGUAUUUCAUAAGGCAUUAUGUUUCACUAUCAUUAUAAAUGUUUAUGUUGGAAUGGAAGGAAUUGUAAUUGCUUUUAUAUUUGUUCACUGUACAGUAAGUCUCUUAGUAUUUUUUUUUUUUAAAUCCUUCAUACAUUUUAUUUUUCACCAUUGGUUGGUAUUUUAAUAUGAUUCAGUUAGCAAUCCCUUUAUUGUUACAAGUUGGUGGGUAAAGUAUUUUAAAGUAAUUGGGAAAAUAUUUAGCAUUGUUGCUGAAGCUAAAUUCAUUCAUGUAAAUGGUGGGUGGUUUUAGUAGUAUUAGUUUAAAAGGGAUUGCUGCACAGUCAUAUCUUUGCUUCAUUUGGAGAUUGACCCUUGGUAUUUGUCUUAACUAUUCAGAUGAUUGAGUAAAAUAAUAAAUGACUAUAAUGGGAAAACUAAAUACUGUUUCAUGUCUUUGUUUUGAUAUAGAGGAAAUACAAGCACCUUUUACUUGUAUACACUACAGGUAGUUUUUUUACUUUAAAUGGUAC
This is a messenger RNA of Lymnaea stagnalis (great pond snail), 13885 nucleotides long. NCBI's taxonomy places the organism in Eukaryota, Metazoa, Mollusca, Gastropoda, Lymnaeidae. The record is from the annotation of a GenBank genome assembly.